AAAAUAAAAAUAAUAAUUGAAGGGAGGGGAAGGAGCUGUCGGCUUCGACCAGGCAAGGACGAUCCAAAUCCACAUCUCUUCCCUGCAGACAACCCUUUUACCUCCCAAUUCCCCCACACCUACACCCAUACCUACACCCACCCCUCUUUUUCUUUUUAAUUUUCUCUCUCCUCUUUUUCCUUCUUUUCAUUUUCUAAACCCUAUUUCUUUUUGCUCAAUUCCGAGCUUCUUUCCCCUCAAUUUUAUAUUUUUCGUGUUUGAUUUGUUGAAUAUUGACAAAAAUAUAGCUUCAGUUUAGUACCCGAUCCUAGUUGUUUUUUUUUUUUUUUACGAAUUUGGUGCUUGAUUUAUGGGACAUUUUGAUCUAUUUUUAGUUCAGAUCGGUCCUCCUGUUAUUGAGUAACGAAUUACACGUUUCACAACCCUGGGGAAGCAUCUUAUUAUAAAUAGGAAGUCUGCUGUGACUGGGUAGCCUCAAAUGGCGCUCCAAGGCAUUCAGCAAUCUGGUGGACAGCAAGAGCAAGAUGCUUUGUACAAGGAGCUUUGGUAUGCCUGCGCUGGACCCUUAGUAAAUGUUCCCCGUGAAGGGGAACGUGUUUACUACUUUCCUCAAGGUCACAUGGAGCAGCUUGAAGCAUCAACACAUCAGGGAUUAGACCAGCAGAUGCCUUCAUUCAAUUUGCCAUCAAAAAUUCUUUGCAAAGUGGCUCAUAUUGAACUUCGGGCGGAGCCUGAAACAGAUGAAGUUUAUGCUCAGAUAACUCUGGUUCCUGAAAGAGAUCAAAGUGAAGUUUCAACACCUGAUCCUCCAGUGCCAGAUCCUCCAAGGUGCAAUGUGCAUUCGUUUUGCAAGACACUGACAGCUUCUGAUACUAGCACACAUGGUGGAUUCUCUGUGCUUCGAAGGCAUGCAGAUGAUUGCUUACCACCCCUGGACAUGUCUCAGCAGCCACCUUGGCAGGAACUGGUUGCUACAGAUCUCCAUCGCAGUGAGUGGCACUUCCGCCACAUAUUUAGAGGGCAACCAAGACGCCACCUACUGACUACAGGGUGGAGUGUAUUUGUCAGUUCCAAGAAGCUAGUAGCUGGUGAUGCAUUUAUAUUUUUGAGAGGUGAAAAUGGAGAACUGCGUGUUGGAGUAAGGAGGCUGAUGAGGCAGUUGAACAAUAUGCCAUCUUCUGUUAUUUCUAGCCAUAGCAUGCACCUUGGCGUUCUUGCUACAGCAGCCCAUGCAAUUCAAACUGGAACCCUGUUUUCAGUUUUCUACAAGCCAAGAACUAGUAGGUCUGAGUUCCUUGUGAGUGUGAACAAGUACCUUGAGGCCAAGAGCCACAAGCUUUCUGUUGGGAUGAGAUUCAAAAUGAGAUUCGAAGGUGAUGAAGUUCCUGAAAGAAGGUUCAGUGGCACAAUUGUUGGCGUCAAUGAUUCUCCAUCAUCAACUUGGGCAAACUCUGAAUGGAGAUCUUUGAAGGUUCAAUGGGAUGAGCCUUCAUCAAUUGUGCGCCCAGAGAGAGUUUCACCUUGGGACUUGGAACCACUGGUAGCAACUAAUUCUAGCAACUCCCAGCCGACUCAAAGGAAUAAGAGGCCACGACCUGCGAUGAUGCCAUGCUCAGCAACAGCAACAGAUUUGUCUGGGCUAGGCAUCUGGAAGUCUACGAGUGAAUCUCCUGUUGCUGCAUGUUCUGAAAUCGAGCGUGCACGUGAUCAGUUUUCAUCUGUGACAAAGGUUGGUUCUGUUGGUUUUACAGCAAACAGUUCCCUUCCUGCCAUAUCCAGCCAGUCAAUUUAUUGGUCCCAAAGAGCAGACAAUGUAUCAGAAUCACUCGGAUCAGUUGUUAACAAAGAAUCUGGAGAAAAGAGAAAGAGUAGUGCAGCUGGCUGCCGUUUAUUUGGUAUUAAUUUGGAUGAAACUUCUACGAGGGUUGGUGAGGAUCAGCCAGUCCCGUCUCUGGAAGCUGAAUCUGAUAGAUCCAAUGUUAAUCGAUCUGAUGUGCCUUCGUCGGGUGGUGAUCCUGACAAAUCUUCUCCGAGUAAGCAAAGUCGUACAUGCACAAAGGUUCAUAUGCAAGGUGUAGCUGUUGGGAGGGCUGUAGAUUUGACACGUUUUGACUGUUACGAGGACCUCCUUAAGAAACUAGAGGAAUUAUUUGACAUCAAAGGGGAGCUCUGUUGUUCAUCAGGGAGAUGGCAGGUUGUCUACACAGAUGAUGAAGAUGACAUGAUGAUGGUUGGAGAUGAUCCAUGGGAGGAGUUUUGCAGCAUGGUCAGAAAGAUCUUCAUCUACACAUCUGAAGAAGUCAAGCGUCUCUCACCAAAGAGUAAAAUGAGUGUUGAAGAGGAAGCCAAACCAGGUUAUACUGGAGAUGCUGGAUUGCCAGCUGCCUCUGAGGAGCAGUCAUCUGCUGUCGGCCCAAGUAGCUAACUUUGGCUAUCCUUCUAUCGUGAGAAGAACUAGCUCAAGUAAAAAAAAAAUGGAAGAAAAAAGACGAAGUAAACUGCAGUAAAGAAAGAGGAGGGAAUUUAGGAAGAGGGGAAAAGUUGAUAUUCAGCAAUUUGUUACUGUCGGUUUUCACAAGUUUUAUGGAUGAGCAAGUAUACAGCAUCUGAAGGGGAAUUACCAACUCUCAGUGUGCUUUGCUUGUUGUUGUAGUAGUAGUUUAGAGUUUUGUUUCAUAAUUCAUAUUUUGGCGAAGGGGACUUGUGCUGUGUUCCUCAUCCGGAAAUAGGUUAAGGAAGCUGGUCUCCUCUACUUGACUGUGUUCCUAAAGACGAGGGCUGACUAUUUAGAUUGCUGCUUUGUAUACAUCCCCUUGUAUCUUGUUCCUCACUUUGAUAAUACUUUGCUUUUUGUAUAUAUAAACAAACAUGGCUACUUAUAGUCGAGUUUACCUUAA
Molecule: messenger RNA, 2897 nt
Organism: Spinacia oleracea (spinach)
Lineage: Eukaryota; Viridiplantae; Streptophyta; Magnoliopsida; Caryophyllales; Amaranthaceae
Product: auxin response factor 1
Exons: 15
Coding region: 479-2425 (648 amino acids)
Biological process (GO): regulation of DNA-templated transcription; response to hormone
Cellular component (GO): nucleus
Molecular function (GO): DNA binding
Source: RefSeq, a predicted model, not a curated record